AAGAAACACAGUGACAGCCCAAAAAGAUCAGUCCAACUCAAAGUCUAACAUACAAACCCACGAUAGUAGAUCGUUACAAUGCCUACUCUUCUGACAUCACCCCAGAGUGAACUGGAGGACACCAAUAUUACCACUGACAGCAAGGAAACUGGAAAAGUCAGGGGAGGAAAGCUGAAGUCUCGACUGCAGUGUAGGUUGUCUCAAUCUUCUAACAACAAUGGGCUGUGCUUUGAGGAAAUGUCCCAGUGGUCCCAUUCUCUAGAACAGCUUCUGUCAUCGAAAAAUGGCUUGAAGAUCUUUCAGGCCUUUUUGAAGGCAGAGUUCAGUGAUGAAAACAUUGAGUUUUGGUUGGUGUGUGAGGACUACAAAAAGAUCAAAUCCUCCUUCAGGAUGUCCUCCAGGGCCAAAAAGAUCUUCAAGCGCUACAUUCAAGCUGAAGCUCCAAGAGAGAUUAACAUUGAUCACAGGACCAGAGAGCAGAUCUGGAGGAACAUUAAGGCUCCCAGCGCUGUGUGCUUCAAUGAGGCCCAGAGGAUUGUCUACAGCCUAAUGGAGAGAGACUCUUAUCCCCGUUUCCUCAAAUCUGAAAUCUAUAGUACUCUGCUGGACUCCACGUCGGUGUGAAAGCGGCCAUAACAAAUACAGGCAGCGAGAACUUUAUGUUUGUAGAGGCUGGACUGGACUACCAUGUGCUAGCAUCCAAGAACUAGCAUGUAUUUACUUAUCCUAACUUCACUGAAAGUGAUCCUUUAAUGUGACUCCAAAGCUUGUUCUUUCUAACAGACAUGGGCUAACUGUGCUGGAAAACAUUUUGAAGCAUCCAGUUGCCACAUAUUACAGCAAACAAUAAGCUAAAUACAGUGUUAGCUUGAGCUGAGCACAGAUAUCUUUAGUCAGAAGUACAUGGAGGAUGUUAGGUGUGUCAUUUGGCUACAGUUGUGUUUUAAUCAACAUCAGAUGUUGUAACAACUGUGAAGUAAAGGACUUUCCAAAUAUGUCUCGGUAAGAUGGUAUAAAAGGCUGGGAAGUUCCUGUCAAAGAGAACAGGAAGCGUCUGUGGCGCAAAAAACACCCCGCCUGAGGAUGCAAGUGCAAGUGAGAUGGUGUCUGCAUGUGUGCGUGCAGACACAUUCAAUGAUGUCUCGUUGAAACAACAGGUGACACUGUGUGUUCAGGGUCGUGCAUGUCGGGUACAAUGAAAAACGACAAAGUGUAUCUCGAAUAAGCUAAAUGGAACAAAAAUGUAUACCAGUGUGUGAAAGCCUUGUAAAUGUACAUGCAAUAUAUAAAUGUGACACAUUUGUGUUUAUUUAAUAAAAUGCUGAGUUUGCAGGACUUAAAGUGACAUGAUGAUGAUGAGUUCUGAAAAACACAUGCAUAACUCAGACAUAUGACCUGAAAAUACAGGAAACAACUUUGUUCAUUCAUACAUUUAGUCAUAGUGAGAGUAUGAAUGAACCACUGUGGCAUUUAUGACUCUACAAAUGUCGUUGUACCAGAAGCAUUUCCUCUGCUCAUCUCUGCAUUAUUACUAAACUGUGUGCAGCACGUCGCAUAUUUUAAGCUGUAGAGUUGUUUCAUGCAUAGAUUGUAAUUUUCAUAUUUAAUUGGCUGCAUAAAUCGUGACA
Molecule: messenger RNA, 1628 nt
Organism: Thalassophryne amazonica
Lineage: Eukaryota; Metazoa; Chordata; Actinopteri; Batrachoidiformes; Batrachoididae
Product: regulator of G-protein signaling 13-like
Exons: 5
Coding region: 79-624 (181 amino acids)
Source: RefSeq, a predicted model, not a curated record